This is a messenger RNA of Gastrolobium bilobum, 534 nucleotides long. Its product is annotated as cell wall / vacuolar inhibitor of fructosidase 1-like. Gene Ontology annotation, biological process: negative regulation of catalytic activity. NCBI's taxonomy places the organism in Eukaryota, Viridiplantae, Streptophyta, Magnoliopsida, Fabales, Fabaceae. Gene Ontology annotation, molecular function: enzyme inhibitor activity. The record is from RefSeq and is a predicted model, not a curated record. The coding region runs from base 1 to 534 and encodes 177 amino acids. The transcript has a single exon.
AUGGCAAACUUGAAGCACCUAUCUCUUAUAUGUAGCAUUCUUGUUCUAGCUACAAUUUCAAUGCCACAAGGUCACUGCAGAGUUUUUCAGCCAAACGAUGUGAAACUCAUAGAGGAAACAUGCAAGAAUACAUCACAUCCUGAUCUUUGCAUUAAACUCCUUGAAACAGACCCUCAUAGCUCAAGUGCAGAUGUCAACGACCUAGCACUAAUAUUGGUGAAUGUAAUCAAAGCCAAAGCAAAUGAUACCAUGAACAAAAUCAAUGAACUUCUUAAAGGGGGUGCCGAUGAGAAAGGCUUGUUGAGUUCAUGUGCUAACAAGUACAAAGCAAUUUUGGAAGGUGAUGUUCCACUAGCCACUCAAGCUUUGCAAUCUGGAAAACCCGAGGUGGCUGCAUUUGAGGUAAGUCAUUCUGUUGUUGAGGCCUUGUCUUGUGAGGACGACUUCACUGAAAAAUCACCACUCUUCGAUGAGAACAAUGUCAUGAUUCAUGCAGCAGAAGUGACAAGGGAUAUCAUCAUACAAUUGCUAUAG